AUGGACUUGAAAAGUUGCAUCCAUGGGUGUGAGAAUGGUGCUGAUCUCAGUGGUUUGGUGUUUUAUAAAGGUGACAUUGGCCCAAAUGCAGACAAUGUGAUCAGCUUCAGUGAAUCUGAUGGAAACAAAACACAGGUGACUGAGUUUGUUCUCACAGGACUUACAAAUCUUCCAGGGCUUCAAGUCCCCCUGUUCCUAAUGUUCUUGGUCAUCUACUUCACUACCAUGUUGGGCAACCUUGGACUAAUUUUUCUCAUUUGGAAGGACCCCCAACUUCACACCCCUAUGUACUUACUCCUUGGCAGUUUGGCUUUUGCAGAUGCUUGUUCCUCAUCCUCUGUGACUCCCAGGAUGCUAAUGAAUUUUUUAUCUAACAAUCAUAUGAUAUCCCUGGUUGAAUGCAUCACCCAGUUUUAUAUUUUUGCUUCCAGUGCCAACACAGAAUGUUUCCUUCUGGUAGUGAUGGCCUAUGACCGCUAUGUAGCCAUAUGCAAACCUUUGCUUUACCCAGUGGUGAUGUCCAAUAUCUUCUGCAUUCAAUUAUUAAGUGUUUCGUAUAUUAUUGGGUUUCUUCAUCCUAUGAUGCAUGUUAGUUUAUUAUUUAGAUUAACUUUCUGCAAGUCCAAUGUAAUACAUUAUUUCUACUGUGAAAUUUUACAACUGUUUAAGAUUUCCUGUACUGACCCUAAAGUUAAUAUGCUCCUGAUUUUUAUAUUUUCAGUCUUUAUACAAUCUAUCACUUUUAUGACAAUUAUCAUCUCUUACUCCUAUGUCCUCCUCACAAUUCUGCAAAAGAAGUCUGAAAAGGGCAGGAGCAAAGCUUUCUCCACGUGCAGCGCCCACCUGCUCUCUGUCUCUUUGUUCUAUGGCACUCUCUUCUUCAUGUAUGUGUGUCCUGGGUCUCGACUAGCUGAAAAUCAAGAUAAAAUAUAUUCUGUAUUUUAUGCAAUAAUAAUUCCCCUGUUAAAUCCUUUUAUUUACAGUCUGAGAAACAAAGAGGUUAUAGAUAUAUCUAGUAAGAAGUUGCUACACUUGAGAUCAAAGAGAUUGCUGCCUAUGCCCUACAAGGACAAAAGCCUUGUGGAUGACACAAGUCCAGAGGUAGCAAUCACCAUGUUAGAAAUGAAGACCUUCAGGCCUCACCCAGACCUACUCACACAGAAUCUGCAUUUUAACAAGCUCUCUCUCUAG
Enhydra lutris kenyoni (northern sea otter) is the source of this 1191-nucleotide messenger RNA. RefSeq names its product olfactory receptor 5AC1-like. The transcript has 5 exons. Bases 1 to 1191 code for a protein of 396 amino acids. Gene Ontology annotation, molecular function: odorant binding; G protein-coupled receptor activity; olfactory receptor activity. Gene Ontology annotation, biological process: G protein-coupled receptor signaling pathway; sensory perception of smell. NCBI's taxonomy places the organism in Eukaryota, Metazoa, Chordata, Mammalia, Carnivora, Mustelidae. The record is from RefSeq and is a predicted model, not a curated record. Gene Ontology annotation, cellular component: membrane.